CCACUCAAAAGACGACUUCACUAUAUCAAGACUCAUGAGUCUACGCUCUUUUCAACUUUCACUUAGCAUUUCCAUAUAUCGCUAUAUAAUAAGCUCCUCACGUUUAAGGGUUUCACCAGUUUAAAGGUUUUCACCAUAUAUAGUUCAAAGAGAAAGAGAAUUAAAGAAAAAGAGAGAAUGGGUAAGAACAAAACCAGAAUCCUCAUGCAAUUUGCAGCUCUUGCUAUGGUUUUAACCGCUUUGAUGAUGGUGGAAGAAGCGACGAGCAUUCACGUGUGUAACGUCGACACAAGUGACUUGGAGAAGUGUCGUUCAGCUGUUACUGGAAACAACCCGCCACCUCCAGGACCCGGCUGCUGCAAGGUGGUCAAAGCCUCUAAUCUACAAUGCUUUUGCUCGUACAAGAACUCUCUCUCCAGAUUCGGUAUCAACCCAUCCAAAGUCAAGUCUGGUCUGGCCAGAUGUGGCGCUAAGAUUCCCUCCUGUUUCCGAGAUUGAAGUAUCGAGUUGGAGACCGGUUGAUCUGCCGCAGACUUUGCUCGACCUGAAGUAUCUAAGUUAUAUGUUAUUAUGUACUAUGUGUUUUUGUGUGUUCUGAUUCGAAUAAAUGAUCUCAGCUUUGCAAAUUAUUUUCAGUAUAGCUUGUCUAUACAUAUAUAUAUAUAGAAGAAACAUGUUCUAUAUACAUUAUGAUGAAAAGAAUAAAGCACUGGUUUUUCGCUAAACCCAA
This is a messenger RNA of Eutrema salsugineum, 730 nucleotides long. Its product is annotated as putative lipid-transfer protein DIR1. Lineage: Eukaryota; Viridiplantae; Streptophyta; Magnoliopsida; Brassicales; Brassicaceae. Gene Ontology annotation, molecular function: fatty acid binding. The transcript has 2 exons. The record is from RefSeq and is a predicted model, not a curated record. Bases 178 to 498 code for a protein of 106 amino acids. Gene Ontology annotation, biological process: systemic acquired resistance.